AUGUCAGCCGGCCACUCUGAACCACAGGUUCUAUACAGUGUCAACAACAUUUCUGCAUUUGCAGUUCAAAAUGGAGAAGAGCAUCCUAUCACCACGUCGGGACCACAGACGAUGUCGCUACUGAUGGUGCCGACAGCGUCACCGUUUGCCGACCUAUCUUCAGCCGAACCGACCAGUCAUGCGCCGGAAGAAGACUUCUAUCUGCACCUCCAUCUGCCUCCAGAAGUCGACCUCCCACUGCCAGCGACCACCCAGGUCUACCAUAAGCCUCCGAGCAGUUAUCUCAUUCCGCGCUGGGAUUUGGGUCCGGAUGCUGACGCCUUCAUCCGUAUCCAGUUUCCCUCGAUCGGCAGCGGACCGGGCAAGGUGACUCAAGAGGAGGUAGAUACCUUCGAGACCAUCCUUGCCCAGUGCACAUCAUUCCUCGAGCGGGUCAAAAGCAUGCCCCCUGGCUUUGAGCGGUAUGACCCUAGCAGUUAUCGGCCGGGGGAGGGCUAUGUUGGAACUCCAAAACCUGAAAAAGAUCGGACUGGGCAACAUGGCCAGAUUGUGCUUAUCGACGAGGAGAAUGGGAGCGUCAUCGGCGAGCUGCAGGACAACUAUGCCGUGGUCGAAGGAGCAAACGUGAAGCCAGGAUCAAAGACACCUGUCCAAAUCCAACUUCCUAUGGAGGGACAAGGGAACCAGAUUCGAGUAGACAACGUGUCUGAGGAGUACCUGGCUAUGGCGAAACACCCUGCAUACGCAAAAUCCAGGGUGGUGCAAACCUCUGCGACUGCCUCGAGACUGAUCGUCACUGGAUCGACCUUCCUGGCGAACAAGCUGGCAUCGGGGGCAGACUCAUUCCAAAAGAGCACGCAACCGAAUCCGAAGCCGAUGACUUUCACGCCGGCGACUCACGCUCGCAUUCGUCAGAUCCACGCUUUCACCCAGGGCGCUGUCGGCCUCAGUGCUAAGACUGUUGGCCAGCUGGGCAGAUACGCGCAGAAUUUUGGCGCAUCCCUUGCUCGAAAAGGAGAGAAAUCCAAGCGGGAGCCUGGGAAAGAUUACACCCCUGGCAUUCUGAACAAAUCCAUGAUUGCUUUCUCCACCAUCGCCGACGGCAUCGACCAGGCGGGGCGGAAUUUGUUGGCCUCCGGUUCAGCGGCGGCGACCAAUGUCGUCGGUCACAAGUACGGUAAAGAGGCGGGUAACGUUGCGCAUGGCCUAGCUGGCGGUGUCAAGAAUGUCGGUCUUGUCUACAUUGAUGCAAUGGGUGUAUCGCGCCGAGCUGUGAUCAAGUCUGUGGCCAAGGGUAUGGUGGUAGGCCGAAUGCCAAACGGACAACAACUCGUCGUCGGCUCGGGAGACGGAGGUGUCGUUCCGGCUGAAGCAAUCGGGGCCGAUCGGAAGAAGAACGAUUAUUACUCCUCCGACAUGUACGGAGGAGCUUCGCAGGCUGGUGCAGCCCCGCCAGGUUAUGGUGUGGAGAGUUAUGGCAAUGCUGCAAAUGCGCCACCGUCGUACCCUUCGGGAGUUGGUGAACCCAUGGGAUCGACGUUACAGGGACAUAAUGUGCGCGAGAAGCGAUGA
This is a messenger RNA of Cladophialophora yegresii CBS 114405, 1572 nucleotides long. RefSeq lists its product as uncharacterized. Gene Ontology annotation, biological process: cell division. Gene Ontology annotation, cellular component: plasma membrane. The record is from RefSeq and is a predicted model, not a curated record. The transcript is spliced from 2 exons. The coding region runs from base 1 to 1572 and encodes 523 amino acids. Lineage: Eukaryota; Fungi; Ascomycota; Eurotiomycetes; Chaetothyriales; Herpotrichiellaceae.